AUGACUUCCAUCAUCUUCUGGAAUUGUCGGGAGGCCCAGAAGAAGCAAACGGGGCACUUCCUCCGCAGCAUUGUGUGUGGUAAUGAGGUAAUGUUUGUUGGUUUAAUGGAAACAAUGGUUGAGGAUAUGUCCAGAAAGGAUUUGGACGCUCUUAUUGGCCCUUGUUGGGACUUCGCUCAUUUCCCUGCUAGUGGUAGAUCGGGCGGCCUGCUUGCGUUGUGGAGGAAUGAUAAAGUUCAGUUUGAGAUGGUGGAGAUGUUCGAUCAGGCGCUGGAGGGGCACUUGGUGUUUCCUAAUUGUGAGAAGUGGUGUCUGGCGGUUGUGUACGCCGGCAAGGAUUAUCACACUAGACGGGGCUUAUGGGAAGUCCUGAGCUCGUGUAUUGAUGCUGAACUCCCGGUGAUUGUUGGCGGGGAUUUCAACUAUUUUCUGGAUCAAAGUGAGAAGAAGGGAGGUAGAAGAUUUGGCUUUCCGAUUGGCUCUCAGGAGAUGGCGGCCUUCUUGAUUGAUAAUGACCUUCAUGAUUUGGGGUUCACUGGCCCGAAAUAUACUUGGUCGAACAACAAGACUGGAAAUAGUAAGAUCUGGGUGCGGCUCGAUCGGGUUCUGAUGAACUCCGUUGGCAUUCAACUGGCUCCUUUGGCUUCGGUGCGGCAUUUGCUCCGUGUGGCAUCGGACCAUUGCCCCCUGCUGUUGAGAUUGGCGAGUGUCACCCCAAACUCUGGUUGUCGCAGGAUCCGUUUUGAAGAUACGUGGCAGACUUACCCUGCUACGUGGAAGCUGGUGCAUAAGCUGUGGACGAAGAACGAUUUUGGUGGGCCGGAUGAGGUGCUCAACCGCAAGUGUUCAAGAAUGCUACGUGGGCUUUUCUUCUGGAGCCAGAAUCGCUUGAAGGAGCUGGAUGAGUUAAAGGUGUCUCUUGAGGCUCGGAUUGGCGAGCUCCAGCUCUUGGAGUGCUCCUCGGAGGGGCUUAGCCCUGUACAAGAUGUUGAAUUGCGGAGAGCGGCUGCUGAACUCAACUCUACCCUGGCUAGGUUGGCUAUGCGGUGGAGACAACAUGCUAAGACCCGCUGGAUUGAGGAGGGCGACUCCAACUCCCAUUUCUUCCAUGCGUUUGCGUUGGCGCGGCGGAGAGGGAACCAUAUUUUGGAGAUUCAGCGCAGUAAUGGGGAUCGCACGUCUGGGCAGAACUGUAUCCAAGAGGAGUUUAUGGACUUCUUUCGGCUCAAGUGGAAGGACAGAUUGGUCAUGCUGGAUAAUUGGCCUCUGUUCCAGCAGAAUGAGGGUGUUCCGGAGUACCUUCGCAGGGAGCUGGAGGCCAAUGUCUCGGAUUUGGAGGUCUGA
Molecule: messenger RNA, 1344 nt
Organism: Dendrobium catenatum
Lineage: Eukaryota; Viridiplantae; Streptophyta; Magnoliopsida; Asparagales; Orchidaceae
Exons: 1
Coding region: 1-1344 (447 amino acids)
Molecular function (GO): catalytic activity
Source: RefSeq, a predicted model, not a curated record